This is a messenger RNA of Diplodia corticola, 384 nucleotides long. RefSeq lists its product as uncharacterized. NCBI's taxonomy places the organism in Eukaryota, Fungi, Ascomycota, Dothideomycetes, Botryosphaeriales, Botryosphaeriaceae. Bases 1 to 384 code for a protein of 127 amino acids. The transcript is spliced from 2 exons. The record is from RefSeq and is a predicted model, not a curated record.
AUGAUUCCACAAAUGCCCUUCCGCUUCUAUGGCUCCCUCGAGGCCAGCUUCCUGACGGCUGCCGAGCCCACCUCUUAUGCCUACAGUCCUCGCUCCUCGGUCUACUCAUCAUCCACCGCUCUGUACAAGGAACACGGGCCCCAGAUCAUCGAGCCCCACCCUCCGACACGUCGUGCCGCAAGCGAGGACGGCCAGGCUGCAUCUGCCAGCGAGCCUGGCUCAAGCCAAGGGGAUGCCGCCGGCCAAAGCAAGGCCCCCUCCGAGCCUGCCUCGUCCCGUUCCUCGUCCCGCAACUCGUCCCGCAAUCCGUCGCCCAAGAGGGCUAUGAACGCUGACCUGCUGUCGUCCGCUCCGCGCAUGAACGCGACCCGCCUGAUGGGCUAG